Magnusiomyces paraingens is the source of this 2292-nucleotide messenger RNA. RefSeq lists its product as uncharacterized. Gene Ontology annotation, molecular function: hydrolase activity. Bases 1 to 2292 code for a protein of 763 amino acids. Lineage: Eukaryota; Fungi; Ascomycota; Dipodascomycetes; Dipodascales; Dipodascaceae. The transcript has a single exon. The record is from RefSeq and is a predicted model, not a curated record.
AUGUUGCCUGUCACGAUGCUGGUUUUCGUGACAAGUCCUGCCCAUGCUAUGACGGAUCUUAACAAUAAUAUUCCUGGCGAGUUCUCGUCCAAAUUUGAAAAAAUUAUUGAGUUUAGUUCCAGCAACUCACGCCUCACAUGCGAUGCCUGUCGUUCAGCUAUUAAACUUGCCAGGCGUGCUGCCCUCAUUUCUAAAAGCUUACUUCCACCAUUAAUUCGAAGGCUUUGUACCGAGCUAGGUGACGGAUCUUUUGGAGACUCAACCCUAUGCCAGCAGUUACCAUGGGAUAGACAAAUCACUUCAAAACUUAAUCGCAGAACAAUGAUGGACAAAAUGAUGAAGCGGUCCUGGAGCGACUGGGCUCCUUGGAAUCAAGAUGACGAAGAUGAUAACGAUGAAGACGAAUAUGGCAGUAGCGACAGUGAAAAUAGUACAUUUUCUUCAGUAGCCCCAGGCGCUUAUCAAGGAAUUGACGACAAUAUUAACAAUGCCAACAAUACCGACACAUCUACAUCAAUACGAUCCAGUUUUCUCAAUGAUAUAUACAAUGUGCUACGUCUUAUGGAUCCAGACUCGGACGACAGUACAUAUUUUUGCUACAUGUUUGGUUUCAAGGCAUGCCCACUUCCGCAAAUCUUGGAACCCGACAUGAGUGGAUGGUGGCCCCCGCGCCCAGCAAAUGCAAAAGCUCCAACCCCAGGAGGCUCUACUAUUAAUGUUUUGCAUCUCUCUGACGUCCAUUUGCAGAGAAAUUACACAGUGGGUGCCGAGGGCAAUUGCGGCACUCUUAUGUGCUGCGCACCUAACUCGCAGCAUGUACCCAUGGCACGCUCUGGCCGUGACAGGUCCAUUGUCCCCGCCGACCCAUUCCCGGCCCCACCACUCGGAUACUAUCGUUGUGACACACCGGAACUGCUUUUGGAUAGCACUUUAAGUGAUGUUGUUGUGCGUGGUAAGGGGCUUCAGAAACGAAUGUAUUAUGCGGACCUGGAGGAUGUGGAUUUGGAACAAGGUGAGGAUUUGUUUUAUACCGAUCCUUCUGGGCGUGAGUUGCGAUCACGGCCAUUAGCCCCCCGAGCGGAAGACGGCCUCGGCUUUGAAUUUGCCAUUUUUACCGGUGAUAUGAUUGACCAUGACCCCUUGACAAUAAGCUACGAGGACUCUGUUUGGGAAGAGGAGCAGUCGCUGCGAAAGUUUAAGCAGUACUUGGGAGGGAUUCCAGUUUACCCAGUGCUGGGAAACCACGACACUUAUCCGUACGGCCAGGUGGCCCAGGAACGCAGCGGUUAUGCAAACCUAUUUACUUGGAAUAGUAAUCUUAUGGCUGAUCUUUGGAGCGAGUUUGGCUGGCUGGGGUCUGGCCCCGAUGCCGAUGCUGCUAUCGAUUCUGUGAGACGUCAUUAUGGUGCCUAUGCGGUCACGACGCGCGGUGGGCUGCGCGUCAUUUCCCUCAACUCCAACUUUUGGUACAUGUGGAACAUGUACAAUUAUUGGAACACUAGUGACCCAGAUACCAGUGGAAUUUUACGGUUCUUGUCGGAUGAACUGGUGGCUUGCGAGAAGAAGGGUCAAUAUGCUUGGAUCAUUGCUCACGUUCCUCCUGGCGGCAUUGACACGGAUGCCAUGCCUGUUUCAGCUUCAGCAUUUUCUCAAAUUAUUCAACGGUUUAGUCCCCACGUUAUUACUGGAGUUUUCUUUGGGCACACGCACCGUGAUGAGUUUCAACUUGUGUAUGCCGGCGAUGUGACUCGCCAUUUUGAAGACGAUGGGCCUGGAAGGACCCCGGUCAAUGUAGCUUGGAUUGCUCAAAGCAUUACACCCCUCACAAACUACAAUCCCGGCUGGCGUUACUACAAGGUGGACUCGCAAACUUUCCAGGUCAUGGACUCGCUCAACUUUUACACGCGCCUCAAUGAUACCUUUGAUGCAAACAGUCAUGAACAUGGCUCGCGCACCACGGACUGGCAUGCACUGUACUCUGCUCGCGAUGAGUACGCACCAGAUGACUGGCCCGCAAAUAAGCCUUUAGAUGCCCAGUUUUGGGAGAUUGUGGCCCAUCGGAUUCGUGACGAAAAGGGUAGAGCAGCUGAUGGCGACGACUCGUCGGAGGAAGCUGAUGUGCGAUGGAGGGACAGUGGGUUUGCCCAAAAGUAUACAAACUUUGGCUACCGCAUGUCACCUCAUACGCCAAGGUGUGUGUCGGACAAGUGUCGCGCUACAAAUUUUUGUUAUGUGACGAGCAUUACGCCUCUUCAAGUCAAGUCGUGCAAACAACGUUACGGACUAGCAUAA